This is a messenger RNA of Terrapene triunguis (Three-toed box turtle), 1478 nucleotides long. RefSeq names its product amyloid beta precursor protein binding family B member 3 (gene APBB3). Bases 3 to 1478 code for a protein of 491 amino acids. The transcript has 12 exons. Gene Ontology annotation, cellular component: cytoplasm; nucleus. The record is from RefSeq and is a predicted model, not a curated record. Gene Ontology annotation, molecular function: transcription factor binding; amyloid-beta binding. Gene Ontology annotation, biological process: regulation of DNA-templated transcription. NCBI's taxonomy places the organism in Eukaryota, Metazoa, Chordata, Testudines, Emydidae.
CCAUGCUGGGCAAGGACUACAUGCUGGCCAUCAUCCUGGUCAACUGCGACGAUAACCUGUGGAGUGACCAGAAUCUGGAGACAGAGCCUGACCUUCCCCCAGGAUGGAGGAAAAUUCACGACUCCUCAGGGACCUACUACUGGCAUGUGCCCACGGGCACCACGCAGUGGCAACGGCCGUCGUGCACUUCUGGCCUGGGAGGGAGCCUGGCGGCUAGCGGAGAAGCUGCAUUGCAGGAAACGGAUCUACCAGCAGCCGCAGUAAAGCUCGCAUCCGAGGAGAGACCCGUCCCCAGUCCAGUGGCAUCGUUGCCCAGAAGGACCUUCAUGCCCUGGCAUGGGGAGGAGUUCCCUCCUGGCGCCACAGAGCCUGGCUCCAAGUGCUUCGUUGUGCGCUCCCUGGGCUGGGUGGAGAUCCCGGAGGAGGACCUGGCCCCGGGCAAGAGCAGCAUCGCGGUGAAUAACUGCAUCCAGCAGCUCUCGCAGAGCAAGUGUGAGGGUCGGGACCCCGCGGGUAGCUGGGGUGAGGACCAGAACAUGGUGAUGAUUCUGAAGAAGGACACAAUGAGCUUACUGGACCCUCUGGAUCAUAGCCUGAUCCACUGCCAGCCCAUCAUCAACAUCCGUGUCUGGGGGGUGGGCUGCAACAAUGGCAGGGAUUUUGCUUUCGUGGCCAGCGACAAGGACACAUGCAUGCUGAAGUGCCAUGUCUUCCACUGCAACGUGCCUGCCAAAGCCAUCGCCAAGGCCCUGCAUGAGAUGUGCUCCAAGAUUAUGGCCGAGCGGGCAGUGGUCAGCAACAGCCUCACUCGAUCCAUCACGCUGCAGCCCAUCUCGCCGGACAACUUACCGCUGCAAGUUGAUGUUCUGGACGCCGUGAGGCAGUCUAUCCAGAAGUACGAAGCCCUGUAUAUUGGCAGCUUACCGGUGCCCAAAGCCAUGGGGAUGGACAUACUGAACGAGGCCAUUGAGACCCUGAUGAGCAGCCAAGGCCGUGAGCAGUGGACCCCCUCCCUUGUCAGCGUGUCAGACUCGGUGAUGACGGUGCACCAGGCAGAGGCUGGUGAGGAAGACGCCCACAUCUUUGAGUGCCAGGUCCGCUACGUGACCUUCAUCGGUGUUGGGAAAAACGCUCACACGUUUGCUCUCAUCGUAGACAUGGGGCAGCAGCAUUUCCAGUGCACGGCCUUCUGGUGUGAGCCGGAUGCCGGCACCAUCUCAGAGGCUGUGCAGGCUGCAUGCAUGGUUCAGUACCAGAAGUGUCUGGUGGCCUCCACCUCGCGGCUGAGGCCGAAGGGCAGCUCACGCUCGGUGCUUAAGAUGAAGAGAACGGCAUCUGUGGACUCCCCAGGAUGCCCGUUCCUUUCCACGGGCCACUCCCUGCAGAAAAACGGCAGCGGCGCCAGCACUCGGAAGCGGGGGGUUUUCUCGUUCUUGGAAGCGUUCCGGCAGAAGCAUUCCAUGCUGCACACCCCAUAG